AUGCAAGAAGGAAUACUCUUUACACUAGCACAAUUAUUCGAUCCGCUCGAUUUAUUGGGGCCUGUAAUAGUUCUCACGAAACUUAUAUUGCAGGAAUUAUGGAAAUGGCAACAGUUGCACAAUUUUUCUGAUGCAAGUAAGCGAGUGUACGGAGCAUCUAUGUACAUCCGUAGCACAGAUCCAAACAACAAUCACAAGAUAUAUUUACUAGGUUCCAAAUCGCAGAUAGUACCAUUGAAAACUCAAACGUUACCAGGAUUAGAAUUAUGUGCAGCAAUGUUACUAAACAAAUUAUUUAACAAUGUUAUUAAAGCAUUAAAUGUUACAUUCCAAAUAAUUACAUUCUGGUCAGAUUCGACGAUAGAAGGAGGGUCAGUAACCGUUAUUCAAUACCGUUUAAACGAUUUAGAGGCAGAAUAUGCUACGCAUAGUGAAAAUCAGGGCAAAUUGGACGACAUAGACGAGGAUCAGGCAUGA
Bombus huntii is the source of this 477-nucleotide messenger RNA. RefSeq lists its product as uncharacterized. The record is from RefSeq and is a predicted model, not a curated record. The coding region runs from base 1 to 477 and encodes 158 amino acids. The transcript is spliced from 3 exons. Lineage: Eukaryota; Metazoa; Arthropoda; Insecta; Hymenoptera; Apidae.